AUACAUCCCUCCUCCCAACAUACUGUACACCACCCCUCCCUUCGACAAGAACCUCCUCUUCUUGCAACGUCGCUCACGCCCUGCAACAUCAAAUUCAUCCCUUCCUCCUAUGUCCCUCCCUGCAACAACCCAUCCCAUCCCUCCCUACAUCCCUCCCUCUAACAUCCCUUUCCACUCGCCUCCCCCCCCCCCCGACUGCCCCUCACUGCGUCCCUCCCAAGCACCACUCCUCCCUCCCCUGGGCUUGUGCGCGCCUGCAACUGCCCGAUUCAUGCCUUCAUGUGGCACCACGAGCACGCGAGCCAGGCAGAGGGGGGCAACGCGCAGCCAGAAGCGCCGCUAUGCCAUUGUGCGCCCGUCAGACUAUUGGUUAAUGCUAAUCAUUAAUCCGCAUUAAGUGCUGUAAUGCUAUCCACCGCCGCCGCUGAUGCUGCUAAGGAAUAGUAACAGUAAAUCAUAUCAUUUAUUUUGUGCGUUAUUAUUUCCUGCUCGCCGCAAGCUCGGGUAAAAAAAAAAAAUUGCCACCAGGAAGGAAUAUUGUCGGCUUGGUAUUGCGGUGCGGUGUAGCGUAGCCCCUGCUGUAUGUUUCUCUCUCUCUCGCACGCACGCACGCAAAUUCUAAGUGGCACACGUAUUUUGUGUCCGCACUGGUACACGCGCACGCGCGCACGCACGCACACGCACAGACGUGGACCGCAGGGCAGAAGUCGCCAGAAGAUCAUCGUCAGCGCCGGACAUCAACAGACGAAGGAAGGAGGGCAGGAAUUAUGUCGGCACCUCUAAUCAUCGUCAUGGGUCUCCUGGCUGCGUACACCGGAUACUACCUGGCCUCAGUUGCCAAGAAACCAGUGCUGGAGGCCUCCAUUGGUUUCCGUGCCUUCCUGGAGGCGCACUGCCCGGUUAUAAGCGAGCCCUUCCUACCCACCGCGUGGUGCUGCAGCGGACGCAUCCAGAGCGUGCUGCGCUUCCUACUCAAGUCCCGCCCGCCCAUCCACUACCGCACGGAGGUGCUGGCGACGCCCGACGGAGGGCAGCUCUCCCUCGAGUGGCUGGUCGACGAGGACGGCGACAGCGAAGGCGGCGGCGGCGGCGGCGGCGGCGGCAGCGAGCGGCGGCGGCGGCAGCGGUGGCAGCCGGCGGGAGGCGAGGUGGCCCGGCCCACGGUACUGCUGCUGCCGGGCCUGACCAGCAACAGCCGGGAGAACUACGUGCUGCAUCUCGUGCAGCAGACGGCCGAUCUGGGAUACCGGUGUGCGGUGUUCAACUACCGCGGCUGUGGUGAGGAGGAAUUACUGACGCCGCGCAUGUACAGCGCCGCCAACACCGAAGACCUGGAGCUGGUGGUGUUGCACAUCCGCGCCCUGUACCCGGACAGCGCCCUGCUCGCCGUCGGCAUGUCCAUGGGAGGGAUGAUGCUGCUGAACUACCUGGCGGCGAUGGGGCGGCGCGCGGGCGUGGAGGCCGCGCUCACCGUCUCCGUGCCGUGGGACGCCUUCACGUCGACCGCGUCGCUCGAGACGCCGCUCAACAGCGUGCUCUUCAACCGCGUGCUCACGCACCUGCUCACCAGCGCUGUGCACAGGCACCGGGAGGUCCUGAAGAAGAGGUACGACGUGGAGCACAUCAUGAAGUCUCGCUCGCUGUGGGAGUACGACGAGCGGCUCAUCUCCAUCAUGUUCGGCUACAGCUCGGUGCGCAGCUACUACCACGACGCAAGCCCCUGCCACAAGCUGCCCGCAGUGCGAGUGCCCGUGCUGUGCCUCAACGCCGCCGACGACCCCCUGUCCCCGGCCAGCGCGUUCCCGCUGGAGAGCGUGCGCGCCAACCCGUACGUGGCCCUGCUGGUGACUGCGAGGGGCGGCCACCUGGCGUUCCUCGAGGGGCUGGUGCCGCGCGCCACCAGCUACAUGGACCGGCUGUACCAGCAGUUUGCGCGCGCCGUGCUCGGCGUGGCACGCGGCUCCCUGGAGAAGCAGCUGCACCUGCCGCUGCUGUAGCGGCAGAAGGUGCGGGCAGCCGCGGCGGCAGCGUCGGCGACAGUCGCGUCAUCGAGCGUAGUAUCGCCGCAACGGUAUAAACGGCAUAGCUGUGCGCGUCGGCAACAGAAUACAAUCAGUGUGACGCGUGGAGCGGCGUGGCGGCAACGCUUGUGCCGGCGAGGCGAGCGGGCACCGGGUUCGAUUUCUGACGCGGUCGCCUUUCCGUGUGGAGUUUCUACGUACGUGGAGUUUCUACGUACGAGGAGUUUCUACGUACGAGGAGUUUCUACGUACGUGGAGUUUCUACGUAUGUGGAGUUUCUACUUAUGUGGAGUUUCUACUUAUGUGGAGUUUCUACGUAUGUGGAGUUUCUACGUACGAGGAGUUUCUACGUACGUGGAGUUUCUACGUACGUGGAGUUUCUACGUAUGUGGAGUUUCUACGUACGUGGAGUUUCUACGUAUGUGGAGUUUCUACGUAUGAGGAGUUUCUACGUACGUGGAGUUUCUACUUAUGUGGAGUUUCUACGUAUGUGGAGUUUCUACGUACGUGGAGUUUCUACUUAUGUGGAGUUUCUACGUAUGUGGAGUUUCUACUUAUGUGGAGUUUCUACGUAUGUGGAGUUUCUACGUACGUGGAGUUUCUACGUACGUGGAGUUUCUACGUAUGUGGAGUUUCUACUUAUGUGGAGUUUCUACGUAUGUGGAGUUUCUACGUACGUGGAGUUUCUAUGUACGAGGAGUUUCUACGUAUGUGGAGUUUCUACGUACGAGGAGUUUCUACGUAUGAGGAGUUUCUACAUAUGAGGAGUUUCUACGUGAGGAGUUUCUACUUACGUGGAGUUUCUACGUACGAGGAGUUUCUAAGUACGAGGAGUUUCUACGUACGAGGAGUUUCUACGUACGUGGAGUUUCUACGUAUGUGGAGUUUCUACGUAUGUGGAGUUUCUACGUACGUGGAGUUUCUACGUAUGUGGAGUUUCUACGUAUGAGGAAUUUCUACGUACGAGGAGUUUCUACGUAUGAGGAGUUUCUACGUACGAGGAGUUUCUACGUAUGAGGAGUUUCUACGUACGAGGAGUUUCUACGUAUGAGGAGUUUCUACGUACGUGGAGUUUCUACGUACGAGGAGUUUCUAUGUAUGUGGAGUUUCUACGUACGAGGAGUUUCUACGUAUGAGGAGUUUCUACAUAUGAGGAGUUUCUACGUACGUGGAGUUUCUACGUACGAGGAGUUUCUACGUACGUGGAGUUUCUACGUAUGAGGAGUUUCUACGUACGAGGAGUUUCUACGUAUGAGGAGUUUCUACGUAUGUGGAGUUUCUACGUACGAGGAGUUUCUACGUACGAGGAGUUUCUACGUAUGUGGAGUUUCUACGUACGUGGAGUUUCUACGUACGAGGAGUUUCUACGUACGAGGAGUUUCUACGUAUGUGGAGUUUCUACGUACGUGGAGUUUCUACGUAUGUGGAGUUUCUACGUAUGUGGAGUUUCUAAGUACGAGGAAUUUCUACGUACGAGGAGUUUCUACGUAUGUGGAGUUUCUACAUACGUGGAGUUCUACGUAUGUGGAGUUUCUACGUACGUGGAGUUUCUACGUAUGAGGAGUUUCUACAUAUGAGGAGUUUCUACGUACGUGGAGUUUCUACGUAUGAGGAGUUUCUACGUACGUGGAGUUUCUACGUAUGAGGAGUUUCUACGUACGAGGAGUUUCUACGUACGAGGAGUUUCUACGUACGAGGAGUUUCUACGUAUGUGGAGUUUCUACGUAUGUGGAGUUUCUAAGUACGAGGAAUUUCUACGUACGAGGAGUUUCUACGUAUGUGGAGUUUCUACGUACGUGGAGUUUCUACGUACGAGGAGUUUCUACGUACGAGGAGUUUCUACGUAUGAGGAGUUUCUACGUACGUGGAGUUUCUACGUACGUGGAGUUUCUACGUAUGUGGAGUUUCUACGUACGUGGAGUUUCUACGUAUGUGGAGUUUCUACGUACGUGGAGUUUCUAUGUAUGUGGAGUUUCUACGUACGUGGAGUUUCUAUGUAUGAGGAGUUUCUACGUACGAGGAGUUUCUAUGUAUGAGGAGUUUCUACGUACGUGGAGUUUCUGCAUAUGAGGAGUUUCUACGUACGAGGAGUUUCUACGUAUGAGGAGUUUCUACGUACGUGGAGUUUCUAUGUACGAGGAGUUUCUACGUAUGUGGAGUUUCUACGUACGUGGAGUUUCUACGUACGUGGAGUUUCUACGUAUGAGGAGUUUCUACGUGCGAGGAGUUUCUACGUACGAUGAGUUUCUACGUACGUGGAGUUUCUAUGUAUGAGGAGUUUCUACGUAUGUGGAGUUUCUACGUACGUGGAGUUUCUACGUACGUGAAGUUUCUACGUAUGAGGAGUUCUACGUAUGAGGAGUUUCUACGUAUGUGGAGUUUCUACGUACGAGGAGUUUCUACGUAUGUGGAGUUUCUACGUAUGAGGAGUUCUACGUAUGAGGAGUUUCUACGUAUGUGGAGUUUCUACGUACGUGGAGUUUCUACGUGUGUGGAGUUUCUACGUAUGUGGAGUUUCUACGUAUGAGGAGUUUCUACGUAUGUGGAGUUUCUACGUACGUGGAGUUUCUACAUAUGAGGAGUUUCUACGUAUGUUCUCCCCCCUGUUCUGCAUGGGUUUUCCUUUGGGUUCUCCGGUUUCCCCUCCGUUAGCUCAAAACACAAACACACAGAGAACGUAAUUGGUACUGGUUAAACAUUCCCCAAUGCUGAAAUAGUUACGCGCAAAUGACUCAAUUGGCAUUACACGUGGCAGAAUUGCCCCGUGCUGCGGAAACUUGGCAGAACCUUCCUACAAAAGGGUCUUGAGACUCGCUAAUAAUAAUAAUAAUAACGUGGUAAAUCGACACAAUAUCGCCAGCAUAACCACGCCUGCCACUGACACAAUGCUUAGCAACAUAACAUAACGAUGUCUACCGUUGACACAAAGCUGUCGCUCUUAGCCACGCUUGUCACCGACACUAAGCUUUAGAACUUAACUGAGUUAAUCACCGAGGCCGAGCUGCCGGCUGGAGGUGUAACCAACAACCUAUCCCCCACCCCCACACACCGGUGCGAUUAAGGGCUGCGAUAAGCAAAAGACAAAAUCACAUUAAUAAACGAAUUAUACUUUAACAUUGCAGUGGAUGUAGCAGCCGCUUUUGGCUGCAGGGUUCCGCGAACCCAUUACGUAAGGCGUAUGAAUAUAUAAGCACUGAGACUUAAGCGCGCCAUUCGCAUGUGUCAUCAGCUUAGGAAUCGAUAUGAAUCGAUGCACCGUUACACACAUCAAAUCUACUUAUCCUAUCGUCAAUCGCAUGCUCUCAACAGAACCGUUCUGAAACGAUCACCCUGGUUGUACCAAUUGAAUGUUUACAAUCAAACAUAUCUACGUACACCGUUAAUCAUCAUCAUCAUCAUCAUAAUAUACCACGUGAAAGUUGAAGCAGAGCCAUUGUUCCCAUAGACAUAAUUCCAUCAUGCCACCCGUUGCUAUUAACUUUAUAAUCAUCACUCGGCUGCCCGAUCAUCGUUACCGUCAGCCAUCGGUGAAAUAUUGGAAAACCUUCAGCACGCAGCGUGUCAAUAAAAUGCUGGGUAUAUUCGCUUGGCGAACCCCUGUGAUGUAGCACUCUGGAGGCGCGGCAUGGUGGGUCACACACGGGCAUGGAACUCCAAAGCCCACUGGGCUGCAAGGUGGUCAGUAGGUGGCAGGACAGAGGGAGCGGGUUCGUGAACUGGUCCGUCCCAGCGUUAUCCCCCCCUCGUGUGAGCGGGCUUUCUCCCGGUAAUCUGGUCGGCUCCCACGCGCCUCCUACACCGGUUCACGAGUUAGUUGACCAAAACGACGUCGAUGUCUCAAUGUGUUUUGGCAAACGGAGUGAAGAGCCUUGAGAUUCGUUGAGAUUUGCCUCGGCAAACAAAUUGCGUUGAGGAAAUGUCAACCAAAAAUGUACAAAAAUGCAUGACGGAAAAAUAACAACCCACAAAUAACAGAUACCGUCACGCCGCCAUUUCUCUCACCGGCGUGAAAAAGAAACAUUACCACCGUCAAUGCACCUCCGACUGGCACGGUUGACUACGUACGGUGCGAAAGAAGUUCAACAUACACACGUACAACAUAUGCGUGACAUGAAUACUAAUACAUUGAACAGCAAUAUCAACGCCAUAUGUAUAUUGUCAAUGCACACGCGCUCGCUAGCGUCGCGAUUGCUACCGUCUACAUCACCACUAUGUUUACCCCCACCGUCAGUGGUGGCUGUUUACUCCGUCAAGAGUUCAAAUGUUGUCUCGACACGAGCGCGGAUUGAAGCAAUUUCAAGCGGUCCAUUUGCUCUCUCUGUGGAUGAGCCCCAUUAACGAUGAACAAAUGAUAUCUACGGCGGCAUCAAUCGCCGGUAACGCACUGAGUUUCUGACAUAGACACGUUGAUCUGUGCGACACGAAGAGUGAAUCGGAGCUGACCCCGUGAGACUAUACAGCCCAGUUGAGUGGGAGUCUGACAGCUAAUAGGAUCCAUGUGUGUCUAUAGUAGAGAUAUAUAGUAAUUCAAACGCUUCAGCGCAAGGGGCUCCAUCGUGAAGUUGGGGUGUUUUGAGUGCGUUCUUGACAUCGGUGUGGCACCGCCGCGUAGGUCUGGCGGGAAUUUUGACGUAAGACUUCACAGUCACAUGAACGCAGCGAUUAAUUAUCAACCUUCGGUGGUGUGUGGCAGUGGCCUCCAAAGCCAUGGCCAUCGGUCCCUGCUCCCCCCAGCCUCCGUCACUACCCCGCCACCCCCCGACGACCCCCCCAUACCCCAAGUUUCAAGAUGAUUUUGUUGAACCAGGUGAGAACUCAAGGGACCAGGGUAGAGUCUCAUUUUGCCAGGGUGACCUGGAUCGUGACCAAAAUGACAAAAGCAAAGGGCAGAAAUUAAGUGACGCAACCAAAAAAAAAACACCUCUCAAACGAGGAAAUGGAUCGGAAAUAUAUGCAAACGUAAAUCAAAUGUUAAUCAAAGCUAAACAUUUAAUUCCCUGCAGUGCAAAUCGGCACUGCCAAGGCCCCAAUACGCGGAGAGAUUACAUGUCCACGCCUCCAGUGAACGCGGUGUUGGCAAGGCAUGUGUUUCAUGCUGUGUAUCAGUGUGUUCGUAAGGUGUUUGUUUCGUGCCGUGUAUCGGUGUGUUUUGUGUUCGUAAGGUGAUUGUUUCACCCCGUGCGUCAGUGUGUUCUGCCGCCGUAACGUCGGGCUGACGUUCCCUAGUGCACAUUCCAUUAUUUCUCCUGCACGAAAUCCAUGCUGCUGCCUACCUGGGGAGAGCAGGUGGGUGGUGGGGGGUACUUCAUAGGUUGACGCCCGCUGCACUAACGAACGCUCGGAAUGCGUGUUGCUGUCUCAAUUUUGCUUAUUUUAGAGCGAGGAAGAUCUCAACUAAAAUCUGACCAAAAUCAGUCCCGCACAGCCGCUGCGUUGGUGUUGAUGGUUUGAGAGGCUCGACUUUAAAUGGGACCUGAUGGACCGUGGGCCAGUGUGGCCAGUGUGAACGUGCCCUCGCGGUUUCCCCUAUGCAAACCGGGCCGGAGUUGGAUUAAUGUGGCCAGUGCGGAGGGCCAGGUGCAGAAAUCGGUACCUGACGCGGCAAAACUUCAGUUCGUACCGAUUUAUUUAUACGGCUACUGCGGACGAAUUGUACGACAACCCCGCUCAAUUGCAAACGGAUGUCGCGUCGUUCACAGUCUGUUGGCCGCAUAAACACAUCGCAAGCAUGAGAGUGGGGCCACCUCGGGUGGUAGCAUUCGGCGAGACAUCUACUCCGGCCCCGUGGCCUACUGUCGCGUGUCGCACGUUCGUAGUUGCGCUCUGUGGUUCGAGGACUUGGAAAACAGUGACCAAUUGAAAUGUUAUUUGUGCUCAAACGCUGUUUGUCAUAUAUAUGUAUGUGUGUGGAACAAAAAAAAAUCUGUAUAUACCGUAUUUUCUGGAUUAUAAGACGCUAACUUUUUUUACCUGCAUUUUAAAGCAACAGUUGGGGGGUUGUGUCUUGUAAAUCUGGUAACUGUGCGUAACCAUAUUUGUGUAACUCUCUUGAGACCGGGCACAAGUUUGAGGUGCGCCUGAAGUUCCGCAGCGUCUUAUAAUCUGGAGAAUACGGUAAUAUUAUAACUGUCCACAGAAUGGCGCGACACUUAAAAGAUAAUAAUGCAACUCAAGAGAUUCAGGAAAUAACACAUGCAACACAGCUGCCAGUAGAAAUACGAUUUUUUGUAAUAUCCUAUAUAUUU
This is a messenger RNA of Petromyzon marinus (sea lamprey), 8266 nucleotides long. Its product is annotated as phospholipase ABHD3-like. Gene Ontology annotation, biological process: medium-chain fatty acid catabolic process; medium-chain fatty acid biosynthetic process. Lineage: Eukaryota; Metazoa; Chordata; Hyperoartia; Petromyzontiformes; Petromyzontidae. Gene Ontology annotation, molecular function: acetylesterase activity; monoacylglycerol lipase activity. The record is from RefSeq and is a predicted model, not a curated record.